Molecule: messenger RNA, 5026 nt
Organism: Poecilia reticulata (guppy)
Lineage: Eukaryota; Metazoa; Chordata; Actinopteri; Cyprinodontiformes; Poeciliidae
Gene: dachc
Product: dachshund c
Biological process (GO): regulation of transcription by RNA polymerase II
Cellular component (GO): nucleus; transcription regulator complex
Molecular function (GO): DNA-binding transcription factor activity, RNA polymerase II-specific; RNA polymerase II cis-regulatory region sequence-specific DNA binding
Source: RefSeq, a predicted model, not a curated record
GCCACUUUGAAAGGACUGCAAGCUCUAUGUAAAUGAUGGCAGCGUGUGGAUGUGUUAGUGCCUGUACAGAGAGCAGGUAAGGAGCUCAGUUCAUAAAGAAAAAAAAGAUAAAAACGUAUUGCACCCCCCCCAAUGUGCUUGAUCUUGUUAAGUCUCAUCCAAAUACCAGAUUUAACAAACAGCAGGUGCGACAAACUUAAAACGGAGUGAUCUCUUUGAUAGAAAAAAGAGACCCGACUUAAUUUUUCUGGGUUCGCGCAUCUGUCAUGACAUGAUGAAAUCAGGUAUAAUUGCUACAUGAUUUCUCCCACGUUUCAUUACGAGUGUUCUUGCUUUCGGAUUAAAAAAACAGCUGUAAUUUAAAAUGAUGCAUACUCCCCCCCCCACCUGUUCAUUUUGCAAGCUUUUAUUAAUAACACUCAAAUCACAUAAAGGUCAAGCACUAAUUGGAAACCUAUAGGCAUUUCUUCACAGUCAGGGCCUGUUUUAUGAGUUGAGGGGGGGGGAGCAGAAAACCUUUGAUGAAAAUCUUUUCCUCCUCUCAGUACAGUCAAAGAGAGUUGGGCUGUGACAGCGUACGGACCGACAAAAGUGUUCUGGGCAAAUUCAUCUCUGAUUAAAAUUCUGGUUAUCUUUUCAAAACACUUUCACAAGCUUAAACUUAAACCCUAAUGCCUAUUCAAUCAGAUUGGUCAGAUUUUCUGAAGACAUAAAAGUCCAUUUAGUACAUUUGAAUAUCAACAAAAAAUACAUUUAUCACAGCAAUUCAAAAAAAAAAAAAAAAAAAAACAUUCAUGUAGUCAUUUAUGUACAUUCAUUGCACAUGAAGUGGUAUAAAGCAGGCAUUUGUGGUGCUAAUUCUGAUGGUUUACAGUUAAUGAAAGCCCAACUUGAGAUUCUGCAUUGAACUAAUUAAAAAACAAAGAUUUUUUCAACAAAAUUCUCAAUGGCCCAAAUAAUAUGUGCUCCCACGUAGAGGUAGGAUAAGAACAAAACAACAUUGCAGUCCUUUUCCUUCUAAGAUAGGUAAAAUGGUUCUGCCUUUGUCUUUGGUUCAAUUUUACACCUUGCAAAUCUCCCCUGCCUUUCUGACUUCCUCCAAAAUCCUCUCAAGUUUAAUGUUCCUCCUCUUACUUCACAUGAACACAUUUUUUUCUUUCACUAAACCUUCCAGUGGAUACAGCAUUCUUAUCAGCCAGCUUUUUUUCCCGCAAUGACCUUUUGUGGCUUUACAUAAAGUUCUGUUGGACAACAGUCAAGUCAGUCUUCCCCUUGAUUAUGUAAGCAACAAUAUGGCAAUAAUCUCGAUUCUUAAAAAAAAUGCUGGCAUUAUGAGAAAUACGUAUUUUAAGAGACAGUAAGGGAAAACAACCAACUGAGAGAAACACUUGAAGUAUGUUAUACUUUAAGUGUAUAUUCUAUAUAUUCACACUGUUUGUGAAUAUACAUGUGUUUCAGACUAUGAAAAAAAAACAGACGAAAUACAAAAGGCAGUUUUUAAAUAGUGCUUUUAUGUAAAAGUAUAAUAUAACUGCCCCCACAACCUCAUAACUGCUUGCGUCACUCUUAUCAGCAGGAAAUGCAUUUGAAAUACGUCUUUAUUCCAGUCACAUUGUUAAUGAAUAACUACCAUUAAAAACAUGUUACAGUGGCAAAAAGUGAGAGGAAGAACAAGAUGUUUUGCCCAGAGUUUGGAAAUUUGAAAUAGCGAAAAACUUUCUUUUGUUUGUUCCUAUUUAUUACUUGGACCAAAUUGCAAAUAACACCAUACAUUUGGCUAUAUUUAGAUCUUAUAAUUCAUUUGGAGAUUGAUAAUAAUUAGAUAAAGGACAGAGAGAAGUACUUUCAUAUGUAAAUGGGUAGAUCUUGAAGAUCUUUCAUUUUCAUUUGAAUUCAAAACUAUUACUCAGCUACUUUUUAGGUAGUCUUUUAAAAAACUUAUUAAGUCUAUUUAAUCGGGCAUAAAAAAUACAAAUUGGCAUCUGGCAGAAAAAGAACAACUGAUUAUUAGAUUCUUGUUUCGAACUGCAACAAACCGAGACCGUUUCUCCAUUUUUGUUGUUUUUUUUAAAUUAAAGUUCUGGAGCGCUAUAUUGUCUUUACAUCAUAAACAUGGAUGUGAGUUUUCAGAAUGUAAUCCAUUUUACUUCCACUCAUGAUGCAUUAAUUAAUCUUAAAGAUUUAAGAAGAUCUCUAGAAAUGACAUAAACACCCCGGAUUGUAUGCCAGAAGCAUGUCAAGUUUCAUUAGAGGCUUUAAUGUGAAGGUGUGUUUUCUCAUAAAUAAGCUUAUCAAAAGUUUAAGUAGGCUAAUCUUUGCUCUCUCUCCCCCUCUCCUGUCUCUCACUGUCUAAGAAUCAGCCCAGGCUCCUCCUCCUUAUGAUAAUUUGACAGUAGCAUCUCCACUGAGUCAAGCCUCCGCUCAUUCUGAUUCAAUAAUGUGAUCUCCUUUCCACACACGGACCGUGUCUCCUCUCCUCUCUUCUCUUUUUAUUCCCCUCUCUUCCCAGAGACGCCCAAUGCACACUUCACGCUCCCAAACUUACUUUCCAUAAUAGUUGACUUAAACUUUUGCUUUUCUUUUUCUUUCUUUCAUUUUUUUUUUUUACUUGCGCUCUUUUUCACCGACAAUGACUACCAUGGCAACUCCUGCCACUCCGACUCUGCUUCCCGCUGCUCCACUCGGUCACCACCCAGUACCGAGCUCCGUCUCCCCGGCCACCAACUCUCCGCCACCCGCCGCCACCUCCGCCGCGUCCUCCCCGGCUCCACCAGUGGCGCACCCGGCGCUGCUUCACCAGUACCGGGCGGACCUCCUGCUGCCCAACGGGACCCCGCUGAAGGGCGGCGGAACCCCGCUGUCCGCCGGAGCCAAGCCCGUGUACGCCACCGCGUCGCCCGUGGAGAGCACGCCGCAGAACAACGAGUGCAAGCUGGUGGAGGUGAAAGGUGCCAAGCUGGCCUCGUUCACGGUCAAAGGCACGGAGCUCAUCUGUCUGCCGCAGGCUUUCGACGUGUUCCUCAAGCACCUGGUCGGCGGGCUCCACACCGUCUACACCAAGCUGAAGCGGCUGGACAUUAGUCCGGUGGUGUGCAACGUGGAGCAGGUCCGGGUGCUGCGGGGGCUGGGAGCCAUCCAGCCCGGGGUGAACCGGUGCAAACUCAUCUCCAGGCAGGACUUCGAGACGCUCUUCAACGACUGCACCAAUGCAAGCUCGAGGCCCGGACGACCGCCCAAGAGGCUGCAGAGUGCGACAGAGGGCGGGACGCACCACAUGCUGUCUCACGGCGGUCUGAUGCACGCUGGGAUCAUGCCUCCUGCAGAUCUUUCUGCGCUGGCCAAAAAGAUCAAGCUGGAGGCGAUGGCGGGUUACCAUAGUAGUCAGCAACAUAGUGGGCCAAACGGAGAGAACGGUGACCACAACCCUGGUCUGGUUUUGGACCAGUUGCCCUUCAUGAUGAUGUCACAUCCUCUGAUUCCUGGCAGCCUGGCACCAGCCUCUGUUUCCAUGGCAAUGAGCCAGAUGAACCGACUGAGCACGCUGGCCAGCAUGGCCAACGUGGCACAACUCCACGCCAACCCACCUGCCAGGGCUCCCACCUCUGUCAUUAAGGAGCGAGUACAGGACACUCCUUCCCCUUCUCCUUCACUGGAAGAAGCUCAGAUGUCAUCCAAUCACAGCAGCAGCGUGUCCAGUUCACCGCUACAUAACGAGCGCACCGCAGAAACAACACAUCAACUUCAUGACGGCUUGUCGUCGGGUCACAGCGUUCUGGGUCAUUCUCCUGGCUUGGCGCAGGGCACCAGAGAGACAGAUGGGACACCAAUGGAUUACAACAAGGAGAACAAGAGAAACCACUCCGACAGAGACAACAGCUCCUCGGCUGCGCAGGCGACCAGGGAGAGUGGUGAGAGACAAGUCUACCAGAAAGCCCUGUCGGCCAGGGAGGGCUGCGAGAGGCUUUCUUACCCUGCAGGACAGAAGCUCCCAGCAGGUCUCCACCACACUCCCUUCAUCUUCCCGGAAGGCCUGUCCUCCAUAGAGACCCUGCUCACGAACAUCCAGCAGGGUCUGCUGAGGGUUGCCAUAGAGAACGCCCGAGCGCAGGAGAAGCAGGACCAGCUGGAGAGGACGGAGCUGAAAAUGGAGCUCGUCCGAGAGAGGGAGCUGAGGGAGACCCUGGAGAGGCAGCUGAGCAUGGAGCAGAAGAACAGAGUUCUGAUUCAGAAACGUCUAAAGAAAGAAAAGCGCAGCAAGCGGAAAUUACAGGAGGCCUUGGAAGAGGAGGUCAAGCUGCGUGAUCAGGCCGAGCACACACUGCUGCACACCGCCAACACACACAUAGGCCAUCAAUCACUGGCGGCGCCUGCUCACGCAGAAUCUGUGACCCAGGACGCCGACGGGAGCGGCCACGACGACAGCAGGCUGGACAGCAAGGCGACACAAGAGGCCAGAGUUUUCAUGCAAACCGCAGGGAGGUACUGAGGCUCAGGAACGAGCAGAUGGACGAAUGGAUGGACGGAUGCGUGGAGGAAACGGUGACGAAGAUUCCUCAUUUUUUGACACAUACAAUCAUCAGGCAUGCUCAGUCCAGCAGUGGCAUCCGGGACACAAAUCUCUGCUUCCCCUACAUCUCGAGGGUGACAUCUGUGUGGUUUAAUUUAUUGCCUCUAUCAUCAAUUCCCAACCGUGGUGCAGCAGAGCAUUUUAUUCUGAUGUUGUGUUAAAGUGUGUUUCUUUUAAUCAAAGUUUUUAAACCGUAGAUGAAAAUGACUAUAGUUUUCUUCUUUUUUUUUUUUUUUCCCCUGUCAGUGCUGUUUGUUUAAAGCAAGUGAUGAAUAUAACUUGUAACAGAGGUGUGUACAUAUAUAUAGUCAUCAUUUUUAUUAUUGUUAUUAUUGUUAUUAUUAUUAUUAUUAAUAUGAAAAACAUGGCAUGUUGUACAGUCAGUAAAUGACUCGUAUUGUGUAUGUUAUGCAGUAGUGCAGUUUGACAAUACAAACAAUACAGAUUCUUUUUAUUAAA